AUGGCCGGAUCUAGCAUUUUCAACGCGUUCUUCAUUGUAUUUUUCGUUACGUUUUUCUCAGCUAUGGCUGAAACUUCUGCUCAGGAGUUGGCUCCAGCACCGGCACCUGAUGCUGGUGCAGCAUUUGCGAUGCCGUCUUCUGGCUUAUUGGUUGGAACUUCCCUCCUUCUUUACUCCACAAGGCUCCCCUUCAUCGAUUACAUGGCCGGAAUAGUAAAAGUUAAGGUCUUGCCAAUUGGUACACUAGUUCAAGAUCCUAUGGCUAGUGUAGAUGGAAACAUAGAGAUCAUGGAACGGUUAGGGAAAAAAGAAAAGUUCUCAACUAUAAGAGUCUCAUUUUGGGAGUGGCCAUUUCUUGACAAAACAAGAAUUGGAAGGGUAAUCCGGUGCACUAAAUUAAAGAUCCCGUUAUGCAUAGGUCCAAAGAAGAGCCUCACCACAACAGUGCAUUAUACGCAAUCUAAUUUUGCAUUUCUGCCAGAGGCUGUUUUCAAAAAAAGUAUAGACUAUGGUAUUCCAACUAUUGCUAUGCCUAUGAAUCUUGAUCAACCUAUGAAUGCUAAAUUGCUAGUGGAAAUUGGAGUAGCUUUGGAGGUUUUGAGGGAUGAAAAUGGAGCAUUUUAUAGAGAAGAUAUUGCAAGAGUUAUCAAAGAUGUAAUAUGUGGAAAAUUAGGGGAGAAUUUGAGAACUAAAAAUGUAGAAGAUAUUAAUGUAUUGUUGUUAUGGAGCUAA
Messenger RNA from Capsicum annuum, 732 nucleotides. Its product is annotated as beta-D-glucosyl crocetin beta-1,6-glucosyltransferase-like. The record is from RefSeq and is a predicted model, not a curated record. Bases 1 to 732 code for a protein of 243 amino acids. The transcript is spliced from 3 exons. NCBI's taxonomy places the organism in Eukaryota, Viridiplantae, Streptophyta, Magnoliopsida, Solanales, Solanaceae.